UCAGUUGCCAUUUGCGAACAUAAAGAUGCAGCGAAACACUAUCCCUAGAAGGUAGCAGCGAAUUCCCCUUAAACCUGCUCUCUCUCUCCAGCUCAACAGAAAACCUCGCUCACUCCCGUCGUCUUGCCCUAAUCGCAUCGUCCAGUCUUUCACAGUUUUGAUUUCGUCACUUUUGAUACCACCCAGUUGCUAGCUGUUUACUUUCAAGUAACUGUCAAAAUGUCGAGGAAAGGUUUGAUGGAGCAAGACCUGAGUAAACUGGAUGUAACAAAGUUGCAUCCACUCUCGCCUGAAGUUAUAUCUCGUCAGGCGACUAUCAAUAUUGGUACUAUUGGUCAUGUGGCUCAUGGAAAGUCAACAGUUGUAAAAGCAAUUUCUGGUGUUCAGACUGUUCGUUUUAAAAAUGAGCUGGAGCGCAACAUUACUAUCAAGCUUGGAUAUGCCAAUGCAAAGAUAUAUAUAUGUGAAGACGAGCGCUGCCCUCGACCGAUGGCUUACAAGGCAUAUGGAAGUGGAAAGGAAGAUGCUCCUCUCUGUGAUGUUCCUGGAUUUGAGAACUGCAGGAUGAAAUUGUUGAGACAUGUGUCUUUUGUAGAUUGCCCGGGUCACGAUAUUCUUAUGGCUACUAUGCUUAAUGGUGCCGCAAUUAUGGACGGAGCAUUACUUCUCAUUGCUGCUAAUGAAAGCUGUCCCCAACCACAAACUUCUGAGCAUCUGGCUGCUGUUGAAAUUAUGCGUCUUCAACAUAUUAUCAUUCUUCAGAAUAAAGUUGAUCUCAUUCAGGAGAAUGUGGCCAUUAACCAACAUGAGGCAAUCAGGAAGUUUAUUCAGGGAACUGUAGCUGAUAAUGCACCAGUGGUGCCAAUUUCUGCUCAGUUGAAGUAUAAUAUUGACGUCGUGUGUGAAUACAUUGUAAAAAAGAUCCCCAUUCCAGAAAGGAACUUUAUCUCACCUCCCAAUAUGAUUGUUAUCCGUUCUUUUGACGUCAAUAAACCUGGGUACGAGGUUGAUGAGAUUAGAGGUGGAGUGGCUGGUGGAAGUAUCCUCAGGGGUGUUCUGAAAGUCAACCAAUUUAUUGAGGUUCGUCCUGGGAUUGUUGUUAAAGACGAGAGUGGAAAUAUCAAGUGCACGCCAAUAUAUUCUAGAAUUGUUUCAUUGUAUGCUGAGCAAAAUGAGUUGCAAUUUGCGGUGCCAGGAGGUCUUAUUGGUGUUGGAACAACCAUGGAUCCCACUUUGACACGUGCUGAUAGGUUAGUGGGUCAAGUUCUUGGUGAAGUUGGGUCACUCCCUGAAGUAUUUGUUGAGCUUGAGGUCAACUUCUUCUUGUUGAGAAGGCUUCUGGGGGUCAGGACAAAGGGGUCUGAGAAGCAGGGAAAGGUCUCAAAGCUGGUCAAGGGCGAGAUCCUCAUGUUGAAUAUAGGAUCCAUGUCUACAGGGGCUAGGGUUCUUGCUGUAAGGAACGAUUUGGCAAAGUUGCAACUCACGUCUCCAGUUUGCACCAGCAAAGGAGAGAAAAUUGCCCUCAGUCGACGUGUUGAGAAGCAUUGGCGUCUUAUUGGCUGGGGUCAGAUUCAAGCUGGAACAACCCUUGAUGUCCCACCAUGCCCAAUUUGAGUUGACACUGAAAAUUGGUAAGACAGAAGAAAGCAAGAAAACUAGUAAGACAGCUAAAGAAUAGGCAAGAUGUGGAAAGUCAGAAAAUUAUUGGGAACCAUUUUUGUCAGAUGGAAGAGAAAACAUCGUUUGGUGGAUCGUUGUCGUUUUUGUUUUGUUUCUUUGAUUUUUGAUGCAGUUACACUUUCAUCUGCAUUCGUAUUCUUCGACUUUUGGGCACGAGUCAUUCCAACAGAUGAAGGAAUGAUAGACAGUUACGUUGACUCUUCCAGAGGAUAUUGCGUUCUUAAAUUUAUAAGCAGUUUGAGUUUGUUUUUGAA
Malus domestica (apple) is the source of this 1934-nucleotide messenger RNA. Its product is annotated as eukaryotic translation initiation factor 2 subunit gamma-like. Gene Ontology annotation, cellular component: cytosol; eukaryotic translation initiation factor 2 complex. Gene Ontology annotation, molecular function: GTPase activity; GTP binding; translation initiation factor activity. NCBI's taxonomy places the organism in Eukaryota, Viridiplantae, Streptophyta, Magnoliopsida, Rosales, Rosaceae. The record is from RefSeq and is a predicted model, not a curated record. Gene Ontology annotation, biological process: formation of translation preinitiation complex.